GCAUAAUUUUUGGAAAAAUUCAUAUUUUGCGACUUAUUUUGUUAAAGAUACACCCAUACGUACACACCUGAACAUUUAUUCAUAAUUCAAAAAAGGAAAUUAACAGCAAUUAAGAGCACACAAUGAAUGAUUUGCAUCCUUCCAAACCAUCAGCGGAAAGACUCGAAUCAACUAUGAAUACUGCCAAACACAUUGAGCAAGUCAUCGCUCGUGAUCAGGAACAGGUUGAUCUAGCUACUCUAUUACCAAGUGGGCCAUCCAGCAAUUACAUGGCUCCUUUGCUUUCAGCUCACGAUGAGUUCAAACUCACAAACGAGAUAAGAAUUCCUUCUAGGCUGACAAAUAGGGUUACUGGUGCACAGUGCUAUACAAAAUGUGGUGUAUUUCCAGAGAUUAAUAGAGCUUGGAUUGCAAUUGAUAACAAUCUUUAUAUUUGGAGUCUUACAGACGCAAAUGAAGUAUAUGAAUAUUCUGAUCAAGAUCAGAUUAUUGUCAAUUGUGCCCUUGUUAAGCCAAGACCUAACAUUUUUCAAGAUCAUAUCAAGUAUCUUUUGGUGGUAUCGACCCCACUUCAAGUCAUUCUGCUCGCAGUUGAAGUCAAUGAAGCACCUAUGAGAAUCAAUCUUUAUGCUACAAAUCUGCAAGUCUCCUCAGAUGACGAGCAGAUGAAGCAUAUAGAAGGUACAGACGAUGGACGUAUUUUUAUGAUUGGACGUAGAGGUUCCUUAUACGAAGCGUAUUACGAUGACUCUUGGGCUGGAAAACAAUUAAAAUUGAUCAACAAGACUAGCCGCUUUUUGGAUGCAAUAUUACCUACUUAUACACCCAGAUUCCUUCGGCCAGAAGCAGCACAGCCGAUCAAAUCGAUGGCAAUUGACAAUGAGCGAAAAGUGUUAUACCUACUUUAUGAAAACAAUGCAAUUGAGGUUGUUUAUUUAGGAGGCAGUUUCAGAUCAUUUAGAUCCAUUCACAAACAUGUCACAAUUGCGGAUAAUGCUAUCCAAAUGUGUCGACAGCAUUCAAAAAUAUUCAAUGCAUCAGAUUUUAUCAUCGAUUCUAUCCACAUUGUUUCAGAGAAGGAAUCAAAAAAGGCCCAUCUAAUGGCAAUAACCACCGCUGGAUUUCGAUUAUAUUUUACUCACAGGAAAGAUUCUUUCCGUUACACUCCACCUAAUAUAUCUAUUUCAACAACGACAACAAAUGUUUCUUUGGAACCAAAUACCCUAGAGUUAGGAUUUAUUCGAAUUCCACCACCAGAGCCGCCUCGUUCUGCUGGCGAUUACGCUCUCAUGUAUACCAACACCUAUUACGAUUGCGGUAUCGCUAUUUCUAUUAAUCCAAAAAACGAAGAGUUCAACACCAUUCGCAUAACUGCAACAGCAGCUAAGAAGCCUGCAUCAAUGCCUACUCCAGGUCAACCGCAAUCCAAUACAAGCAGUUCCUUACAACCAUAUUUAGAAACAGAUAUUGCCCUUGAUUUAAAAGCUCGAACUGUUGUUACUGUCACAGAGGACAAUCGUGAACGUUACGGAAAGCAUUAUCUGAAAGAAAUUUCUCAGCAAUUAGCAGAUCCUCCUCGUCGCUUUAUUAUCUUAACGACUGAAGCCGUUCUAUUUUACACAAAGUUAAGGCCCGUCGAUAUAUUACAUGAUAUUAUUGUCGAAACACGUGGACAACCACUAGCUGUUAAUGCAAAGGCGAUUCAGGCAUUUUUUGAGCGCUACGGUCAAGUAGAAGCCUGUGCUAUGUGUUUAUCCAUUGUUUGUGCUAGUGAUAUUUAUGAAGUGGUUGCCAAAGCCUCUGAAUUAUUUUUCGAGUUUGGCGGUGUACCUACAGCUUCAGUGUCAACGCAAAUCACUGGCAAUCAUUUAGGUAGAGUGAUUGGACAAACAGAUGUUACAUAUAGUGGAAAGCAUGAUGGAUUUCUACUUUACUUGGCCCGUAUCAUGUCUCCUGCGUGGAAACUGAAAGCAUUUAUUGAUUGUGGAGACAAUAUAACUGCUCAGAAAUUAUUUACACAAGCACAAAGCACACUUUUCAAUACACAAAUGAAUCUCAAAAAAUUGAAAGCAUUUGUCGAAAGCAACCCUAAUUUCUAUGAUACGAAUGAUUUGUCUGAUACCAAAAUUCAAUUGAAUCGAAAUACUGUACUACUAGAACUGGCUGAACAAAAAUCAGUCCAUGAAAAUUAUCUGCUACUUAUACAAAGCAUUGAAGCGAUUGCUUUCAUACAAUUCGUCUUGGAUUCAAAUGUUCAACAAAUCAGUAGUGACUACCUUACGCCUGAUCAACAAAAAAAUGUGCAAGACUUGGACCUUAAUACAAUCCUUACUAACCCUAAAGGUCGCGAAUUAACUCGUGAGCUUGUUAUUGCUGCUAUUGUAAAGUAUGCCUCAAGUCACAACCAUGCAGGUUUCGAUAUUGUUAGCAGGCAUCUAGAAAAGUUUUGCAGCUCAUUUUUCGGACAAAGUGAUAUGCUAUUCUUCAAGGGUAUAGAAUAUGUUAGACAGGCAUUGUGCGAAGAAACAGAUUACGAAAUGGGAUAUUCGUUGAAACAGUCAUUAUAUCACCUAAAGAUGACCGCUGAUACAAUCACUGAUCAGAAAUUGAAUGCUAUUGGAGACGUUUACCUGAAGUGCGCUUUUCAUGCUGGUGCUAUAGAACUUGCUCUUGAACGCGCACGACGAGUCGAUCCCCAAAAUCAGGGUUUGAUUGCAUAUAAAUCCAUGCAUUCCAGGAACAGCGAUAUUCCAACUUCGGGCACACCUGAUGAAUCGAGUCACCGCUUUUUGGAUGCCCGUGCCCAAUCCUAUCAAUUUAUUUUCACAGUUUUGAAUGAUGCAGACUUGAUAAAACUUCACAACCGUGUUCCUGAAGGUAGACUUCCUAUUGCCGAUAUCAACCUUUACAUCAAGAAUCUAUAUGAUACAGCAUUCCAAAGUGAUGAUGAACUUUUCCAUUAUUGUUUGUACGAUUGGUUUCAACAGAAAAACAGACUGGACGAGCUUAUUCCACUUAAUUCACCUCAUCUGAUACCUUAUUUCAUGACUUAUGUAAAAGAUCGCAAGAUUGGUCUCGACUUUCUUUGGCGCUAUUAUCGUAUUCACAGCAAUUAUAUUGAAGCUGCGAGGUGUUUGGAAGAAUUGGCUUCUCUGCCAGAUCCUAGAAUAACACAAAGCUUGCGCGUGGAAUAUAUGGCUCAUGCGUUAGUCAAUGUGCGAUGUGUAGAAGUCCAGCCUCCAAACAUCGACUUGGCUGCUUAUACACAACAAUUAGAGCAACAACUUGAAGAGAUAAGAACACGUAAAAACGAAUGA
Messenger RNA from Mycotypha africana, 3317 nucleotides. RefSeq names its product Nup133 N terminal like-domain-containing protein. Gene Ontology annotation, molecular function: structural constituent of nuclear pore. The transcript has 13 exons. NCBI's taxonomy places the organism in Eukaryota, Fungi, Mucoromycota, Mucoromycetes, Mucorales, Mycotyphaceae. The record is from RefSeq and is a predicted model, not a curated record. The coding region runs from base 123 to 3317 and encodes 1064 amino acids. Gene Ontology annotation, biological process: transcription-dependent tethering of RNA polymerase II gene DNA at nuclear periphery; RNA export from nucleus; protein import into nucleus. Gene Ontology annotation, cellular component: nuclear pore inner ring; nuclear pore.